UAAAGAGGGAGGAAGUUGUUGUGAAGUCUCAUGUUUUGCGCGCUCCUUGCGUUUCUCUUGAACCUGAAAUAAUUCGCUCAGGCUCGUGAAUCCUGGAAGUUAGCGUCCAGGUAUUCUCAACAUUUCUGUCUGACACGCAGUUGUAGUCUUGUGCUGAAAUUACAACCAAGUUGUUUUGCUUCAUAACCUGCCAAUAUGGAGCAGAACAACAGUCUACCCCCUUUCCCUCAAGGGCUGGCAUCUCCACAGGGAGCCAUGACGCCUGGCCUGCCCAUUUUUAGUCCUAUGAUGCCCUAUGGCACAGGCCUCACACCACAACCAGUGCAGAACACCAACAGCUUGUCGCUCCUGGAGGAGCAGCAAAGACAGCAGCAGCAACAACAGGCAGCCUCACAACAGCAGGGUGGGAUGGUGGGGGGUUCAGGCCAGACACCCCAGCUAUACCACUCACAGAAUGUCUCAACUACAACGGCACUUCCAGGCAACACCCCUCUCUACAACACCCCUCUCACGCCCAUGACCCCUAUUACUCCUGCCACACCAGCCUCAGAAAGUUCUGGCAUCGUACCCCAAUUACAGAAUAUCGUGUCCACUGUAAACCUGGGUUGCAAACUUGAUUUGAAGACGAUAGCACUUCGAGCCAGAAAUGCUGAAUAUAAUCCAAAGCGUUUUGCUGCCGUCAUCAUGAGAAUACGAGAACCCAGAACAACAGCUCUCAUCUUUAGCUCUGGAAAGAUGGUGUGCACAGGAGCUAAAAGUGAGGAGCAGUCCCGAUUGGCAGCCCGAAAAUAUGCUAGAGUGGUGCAGAAGUUGGGUUUCCCUGCCAAAUUCUUAGACUUCAAAAUUCAGAACAUGGUCGGUAGCUGCGACGUCAAGUUUCCUAUCCGAUUAGAAGGUCUGGUGCUUACACACCAGCAGUUUAGCAGCUAUGAACCGGAGUUAUUUCCAGGAUUAAUCUACAGAAUGAUCAAACCCAGAAUUGUCCUUUUAAUAUUCGUUUCAGGCAAAGUCGUACUCACAGGUGCAAAGGUUAGAGGGGAAAUCUAUGAAGCAUUUGAGAAUAUAUACCCCAUUUUAAAAGGAUUCAGGAAGACGACGUAAUCCCAGUGCAGUGUGCCAUUCUGUUUUCACUGGUGAAUUACUGCGCUCACAAGAAUGUCUGGGUUGGCCUACGCAGUUUCAUUUUGUAAUUCUGUAAAUAUGAAGGACCCGC
Messenger RNA from Triplophysa rosa, 1213 nucleotides. RefSeq names its product TATA box binding protein (gene tbp). Gene Ontology annotation, molecular function: RNA polymerase II general transcription initiation factor activity; DNA binding. The record is from RefSeq and is a predicted model, not a curated record. Lineage: Eukaryota; Metazoa; Chordata; Actinopteri; Cypriniformes; Nemacheilidae. Bases 196 to 1101 code for a protein of 301 amino acids. Gene Ontology annotation, biological process: DNA-templated transcription initiation. The transcript has 8 exons.